Plasmodium adleri (nom. inval.) is the source of this 1014-nucleotide messenger RNA. Its product is annotated as conserved Plasmodium protein, unknown function. The transcript is spliced from 4 exons. Bases 1 to 1014 code for a protein of 337 amino acids. Gene Ontology annotation, molecular function: protein binding; chromatin binding. Gene Ontology annotation, cellular component: Set1C/COMPASS complex. The record is from RefSeq and is a predicted model, not a curated record. Lineage: Eukaryota; Apicomplexa; Aconoidasida; Haemosporida; Plasmodiidae.
AUGGAUGAUGAUGUUGUCAUUGAUGCCAACCUCAUGAAAAAGUUUGAAAUAUGUGCGAAUUUUAAGAGUGAAGGAUAUAUAACAAGCAUAGAUUUACUAAAUAAUAUAAUAGGCACUACAAAUACAAAGAAUAUAAUAAAAAUAUAUGAUAUAUGUGAAAGGAAAGAAAAGUUAACUUAUAGUAUUAAAGAUUUAGUUGUAAACGAUAUAAAAUUAUUAAAGAAAGAUUUAAAAGAAAAUAAUGAGUUAUCUAUAAAUUAUGAAAUAGAAGAAUGUUUAUUUACAGCAUAUGAAAAUAAAAAGAAAAAUAAAAUAUAUCAUUAUGAUAUAAUAAAUAAAAAAGUAUUACAUAUAUAUGAGUUAUCUGAUGAAAUAAUAGAUAAUAGUUUUGUGUUACAUCCAAAUACUCAUAUAUUUAUUGUUGCAUUAAAAAAUAAAGAAUUAAUUGUAUAUAAUAUUAAAAAUAAAUCUAUAAUAUAUAAGACAAAUGUUCAAAAUAAUAAUUGUAUAGUAUGUUAUAAUAAGUCAGGUAUAUUAUAUGGUUAUACAGGUAAUGUAAAUACAAUUUAUUUAUGUAGUUGUUUUGGAGAUGAUUAUAAUGAUGAUUAUUUUGCUAGCUUUGAUAUAUCAAAUGUAACAGUAAAUGAUAAUUAUUGUAUACACAUGGAUUUUUCUCAUGAUGAAAAAAAAAUGCUUAUAACUACAAAAAAUAAUUCCAUAUAUACAUUGGAUGCAUAUACAGGACAUUUUUUACAUUCAUAUAAUUUUAUGUAUGAAAAAAAUUCUCCUCAUAUAUCUUCUUAUUUAUCUUAUCCAGUUUUUUCGUUCGACUCAAAUUUUGUAUUAUCGGGUGGACAAGAUGGCCAUCUGCAUAUAUGGGAUGCACAAGGAAAUCAUGUGAUCAAAAAUAAUAUAAAAAAUAAUAUUUUAUAUAUUAAGUGGGUUUAUAAUAGGCUAGCAUUUGUAACAACUAGCAACCAUCUAUUAAUUUGGAAGCCAUCCAAAAAUGUUUGA